AUGAAAAUGACAGCUAAAAGCACUUGAACUGAGUGCGGAUCUUGCCCGAUUGCAUUAUGGGAAAUGUAGUCACAUAAAGAACACUAUCGUCAUUAAUUUGAACUAGUUUAAGGGUUUUCUGAAAAAGAAUAACAGACUCUCCUAAAAAAGACUAAAUAUGGCUGGUUUGGGAAUUUACAAACUGGACAAUGGAGAAAGUUUUCCUACAAAUUGUUUCCCAAUAAGGUCGUUUCAUCAGAGUAAAGAAGGAGCAGGGCGUUGGUUAAUUGCCCAAAGAGUGAGUGUGGAGGAACGAUAUAGGCUCCUUAAGCAACCAACAUCAUUAAAAAACUCUUGCACAAGACCAUCGGCUCAGUCUGAAUGUGAAAGACUUGAGCAAAGGACAAUAAAAUGUUCUGGAAACACUUUAAAUGGAGAGAUUUUGAUGGCUCUGCACUGUGUGGAAAGACCGUCUGAUCUCUGCUCUGUGGACAUAAGUGAAAGAAAGCUGGAGUCGGUUACACUUGAAGGGUUGGAGCAAUUUGAUAGUGUUGCUUACAUUAAUGCUUCUGACAACUUUUUAACCCUAGAGGCUUUUAGCAGGUUUCCUGCACUGAGGGAGCUGGAGUUGUUGUUGAAUGGACUCAGCACUGUGGAAGUUAACGCUGUAGAUUUUCCUAGAUUAGAGGUCCUGGACCUCUCCUACAAUAAUUUAUCAAGUAGCGGUAUAUUAGCCAUUGGCCUUCUACCAAGAUUAAAGGUGCUUCAUCUGACCGGAAACAAUCUGCAGACACUUCCACCUGAUAUGGCUGGCUUUAAUACUCCCGAUGGUGAUGUAGCACCAGAGUCCAAUACGUUGUUUCAGGCGCUUGAAGUGUUGAUGCUGGAUGAUAAUAAACUGACUUCAUGUGUCUUCAGAAGUCUUUCAAAUCUAACAAGGCUUCAGCAUUUAAAUCUAGAAGGGAACGCCAUCUCUGAAGUCCCUUACCUUCAGCCGACACCUCUGCUACAGGUGCCAGUGAACCAACAGAAACGUUUUAAUAUAAAUACUGAUAUGAAGUCAUCACAGUUGGAAAAUGAGGAAGAUUUCUGUCCACCAUUACCAGAACUUCGAUAUCUGAAUCUGGCAAAAAAUAAGAUAUAUGAAGAAGAGGCUUUGUUGGCUGUGGCAUUGCUUCCUUUCCUUACCGAGCUUGUUAUCCACUCAAACCCUCUGACUACACAGAGGAGUGGUGAUCCACCAAUGUUGACCUGGUUUCUUCAAGACAGACUUGGUAUUAAAAUAAGACGUAAGAAGUCAGAUGAAAGACGUAAGAAGUCAGAUGUAAAGCCACAUCUUGUGCUCCCUGUCAAGCCUAAAAGAAAGGUACAAACCAAAAUCCCAAAGGAACGAAAGGUUUCCUCGAUCACAGAGGCCUUGUGUGCUUCAGAACUCUCUUCUACAGACAGUGGCUCUAAAGAACUAAACAGACAACAGACAUCAGAUUCCAUGUGCUCUGACACAUUGCAUCUCAGCUCUCCAUGUACCAACACUGAGGGGAUGAAGAAGGAGAUAGAGAAGAAGAAUGUCCCUGCUUCCAAUGUAUCAAAUCCUUUGGAAAGGGAAAAUGCAGAAAUUCACAGCGAGAGUCAGCAAAAUGAUGAAACAUUCUUUGUAACAGAGUUCCCACAGGUAAAUGAUUUGCUAGAACUUCAGUAUCAGGACAAAACAGAGCAGUCAGCAGACAGCACACAUCUUGGAAGAAAUCAUGAUAAACAAUGCCCUGAGAAGCUCCUUGGUUAUGAAGUUCUGCUAGAUGAUAACCUGGACUUAGACAGGCCCGAGCCUGUUGGAAUACAGCAGACCGUAACAGCUUUGGAGAACAUGCUGAAGAACCUGCUUGUGUACAGAGAUUCCAAAGCAAAUCUACAGAGACCAUAUAAAGAACAAUCUAAAAAAAUAAAGAAUUUGCUUCCACAAAACCCGAAAGGAGAGAAAGUUAAAAAAAUUCUCACAGAGAUGAAAGAAAGGAAAACAAUAAGUGAAGUCCCUCUUGACAAAGUUCUUCAUGGAAAAGAUAUAUACAGGAAUGAAUAUAAAAAGGCACUGAUAUUACUAGAAGAUAUGAAGAGCAAGUACAAGAUGAUCCACUUGAAAUCAAUGGAGCAAGCAGCACAAAUUGAGAGCAACUAUAGGACUAAAGAACAAUAAUGGAACAAAUCCACUAACAUAAAUUAAAACCUUAAUCAUGGCUCAGUAAAAACAUUUUUUAUUGAUUCUUAUUAAUCUUCUAACAGACUUUAACAGUCUGUAGUGACAGAUGCAAGACAAAGCAUCUUCAUUUAAUGGUUUUAAUUAAAUACAGUAUCUAUAGUCUAUUUAGUUAUAGUCUAUAGUAUUAACUAAACAUGGACUUAUACAGUAUGUUACAUGCUCCACAUAAACAAAUGUUUUAAAUGUGUGUAAUAUAAAUGUGUGUAAUUGUUGAUACUGUGGUGUUUUUAGUGAGGAGACAUUAAUUUUACAUUUUUGGGAGGGGUCUCUAGUGUUUACGUUUUUCUUUACAUUUUCUAAAACAGAAUAUUUAUUAAAGCUGAGUGAUUUUUA
Molecule: messenger RNA, 2566 nt
Organism: Tachysurus fulvidraco (yellow catfish)
Lineage: Eukaryota; Metazoa; Chordata; Actinopteri; Siluriformes; Bagridae
Gene: xrra1
Product: X-ray radiation resistance associated 1
Exons: 18
Coding region: 158-2170 (670 amino acids)
Cellular component (GO): nucleus
Molecular function (GO): protein binding
Source: RefSeq, a predicted model, not a curated record